This is a messenger RNA of Condylura cristata (star-nosed mole), 2006 nucleotides long. It is a transcript of the gene SRSF3, whose product is annotated as serine/arginine-rich splicing factor 3. The transcript has 6 exons. Lineage: Eukaryota; Metazoa; Chordata; Mammalia; Eulipotyphla; Talpidae. Bases 97 to 591 code for a protein of 164 amino acids. Gene Ontology annotation, molecular function: RNA binding. The record is from RefSeq and is a predicted model, not a curated record. Gene Ontology annotation, cellular component: nuclear speck. Gene Ontology annotation, biological process: mRNA splicing, via spliceosome.
GCCGGGUCAGCGAAAGCAUCCGCGGGUCUGGGGCGGGAAGAUCCACUAGAAGGUGUGUGGAUUUGAGCCUCCGCAUUUCUAACCCAAGAUCUCGAAAUGCAUCGUGAUUCCUGUCCCUUGGACUGUAAGGUUUAUGUAGGUAAUCUUGGAAACAAUGGUAACAAAACUGAAUUGGAGCGAGCAUUUGGCUAUUAUGGACCACUCCGAAGUGUGUGGGUUGCUAGAAAUCCUCCCGGCUUUGCUUUUGUUGAAUUUGAAGAUCCUCGUGAUGCAGCUGAUGCUGUCCGAGAGCUAGAUGGGAGAACACUGUGUGGCUGCCGAGUAAGGGUGGAACUGUCAAAUGGUGAAAAGAGAAGUAGAAAUCGUGGUCCACCUCCUUCUUGGGGUCGUCGCCCUCGAGAUGAUUAUCGGAGGAGGAGUCCUCCACCUCGCCGCAGAUCUCCAAGACGGAGAAGCUUCUCCCGCAGUCGGAGCAGGUCCCUUUCUCGAGAUAGGAGAAGAGAGAGAUCACUGUCUCGGGAGAGAAAUCACAAGCCAUCCCGAUCCUUCUCUAGGUCUCGUAGCCGAUCUAGGUCAAAUGAAAGAAAAUAGAAGACCAGUUUGCAAGAAGAGUGGUGUACAGGAAAUAACUUCAUUUGACAGGAGUAUGUACAGAAAAUUCAAGUUUUGUUUGAGACUUCAUAAGCUUGGUGCAUUUUUAAGAUGUUUUAGCUGUUCACAUUUGUUUCUUGGGACAGUGACACAUAAAAGGUAUAAUUUUCCAUAGUUUGAAAUGGAUCAUAUGAGGCAUGUAAUAUCAAGAAUUGUUACUUUACAAUGUUCCCUUAAGCAAAAUUGAAUUUGUUUUGAACUUUUAGUCUUGCAUAGACUAAUAAUAAAUCUCUAAAUUUUGCCUAGCCUAUAAAGUAUGAUUGAUAUUAUGGAAACAACUGGCAAAAAUUGAACCAAGACUUUUCCCAUAACUAGGAUAGUAUGCAGCUAUAGUUGAACCAACCAGUGUUUAAAAGCUGCUAUGAAUACAAGUCAGUAGGUAAAAAUAAAAGCUGCACCAUAAAGCUAGAUUAGAGGUCUUUCUGUUCUGUUUUAACUCCAACUAGUCUUAAGCACUGGGUAGAGAAUGCCCAGCCCAGUUGGCAUAGAAUCUUAAAUUUCAAGAAAACUAGUUUACUUUUACUUUCAGUCACAAGUUCCUUAUGUAGUUGCUGUGUAUCAAUGCAUAGCUCUUUGAUAACAUUCUUUAUUUGGAAGUUUGAGACGAUUCAAGAUCCUAAUCUCCUGCCAGUUUAAGGGUACAUUGUAGAGCUGAACUUUUAAGUUACUGUGCAAGAUUUUUUUUCAUGCUGUCAUUUGUAAUAUGUUUUGUGAGAAUCCUUGGGAUUAAAGUUUUGGUUACAAAUUGUUGUUUAACUUGAAAGCCUGUUUUUCCUUUCCAAACUAAAAUCUGUGAGCUUGGUACCAAGUCCAGGUAUAUAACAUUCCUAUUGGAAGCCAUACUUAUAUUUUCUUGUAAAGUGCUUUUGAAUUAAUAAAAUAUUAGCAUAAUUGUGUAAUAGUUGAACCCACUAUUACCGUACUUCUUGUCCCUUGGAAAGCAGUUGGUUACACAGAUACAAGAAACACAAUGAGAAGCUUCAAGUAUAGGAAAUUACUGGUGUUACCGAAAUGAUCAUUAGUACUUAAAUUUAAAAGAAGCCAGUUCAAAGUCUGUGGUAUACUUAGUGACCAACUUUUUAAAGUUACAGAAACCUGGUACAUUGUGAUCCAAAGUUGCCCAUAAAAAAAGGCUUUUAUCAUUAGCAUGAGAACAAAGCUUUAAAGUUGCUUCCAUUUUAUAUAAUUUGAGGUGUUGCAUGGGAAUUCUAAACUGAUCCAUCAUGUAAAGUCACUAUGGUUAAAAUGUAAUAGUGCAGAAUUGAAUAUGGAGGCAUGUAUAACUUUCCUCUUAGAAAUCAGAGGAGUUGUAAUUUUAAAUUUUGUGCAAUUAGAUUAAAUUGUAAUGCAACAGU